AGACCCGGAAGUGAAUCGAGCUGACGGGCAGAAACUCUCCGGUGAGGGAAUUUGGGAUACCCAGUAUCAAGCCCGUGUUUCGAGGCAGCACAGCCUGCUGUCCUCCACUCCGAGGCUCUCUGGUGGCUACAACUACCGUUCUCUCCCACCCGCUCACGCACUCAGGGUUCACUUCUCAAGACUGAUCUUAUCCGAGAAAGAAGCCCCGAGGAACAGGAAAGAAAGAGGAGGUCGAAAUGAGUCGUUCCCAGGUGCUGUUGACCUUCAGGGAUGUGACCGUAGAUUUCUCUCAGGAGGAGUGGGAGUGCCUGGACCCCGCUCAGAGGGCCUUGUACCAGGAAGUGAUGCUGGAGAACUACAGCAACCUGGUCUCCCUGGGUGUGGAUAAAGUGCGUCCAGAUGUUGGGAUCUGCCCUAAUAUUUCUGUUAGAAGUGUGAUUAAGGAAUUAUCAACAAAAGAGGAUAUUAACAAAGAAGAACUGUUCCAAACACUGAUGUUGGAAAGACACAAAAGAAAUGACAUCAAGGGUUUGGGUUUCAGAGAGGUCCAGCAAAGUACACAUGAGUUUGAGAGUCACUAUGGAUAUAAUGAAACAAAUUACAAAGGAGUAACUGCAGCCCAUAACCACAGUUUCACUGGUAGAAGAGAUCAACAGCAUAACAUCUCCUGGAAUGUUUUCCCUCUAAAACAGGAUGUUUCUGUAAGGAAAAGUACUUCUCAAUCUUACAAAUGCGAGAAGUCAUAUAAAAGUUAUUUGUUAAAACUAGAAAAUAACGUAACUUGUGCAGGAAACAAGUAUAUAAAAUGUUUUGAAAAUGGGAUUGGAUUAAGGUUUCAGUCACAUCUGACUGACCUUCAGAAGUUUCAAACUGAAGAGAAAAUUCACGCAUGUUAUCAAGUUGAGAGGUUGAUCAACAGUAGUUCUGCUUCGCCACUUCAAAGAAUUCCUUCUAAUAUCAACAUUAGCAUUUGUAGUAAAUCCAGGAAAUUUCUUAUUCAUCCUCCAUUACUUACACAUCAAAAACCACAUAAUAAUGAAGAGCCUUACAAAUGUAAUGAUUGUGGGAAGGCUUUUAGAGGAAGCUCAAACCUCACCAAUCAUCAAAGAAUUCAUUCUGGGCAGAAACCUUACAAAUGUAAUGACUGUGACAAAUCCUUUAACCGGAUCUCACACCUCACUAGACACCAGAGGAUCCAUACUGGAGAGAAACCAUAUAAAUGUAAUGUGUGUGGCAAGGUCUAUAGUCAACAUUCAAAUCUUACAAUUCAUCAGAGAGUUCAUACAGGAGAGAAGCCUUACAAAUGUGAAGAAUGUGGCAAAGCCUUUACCGAAUUUGCAAAACUUACUAGACAUCAGAGAAUCCAUACCAGAGAGAAACCAUAUAAAUGUAAUAUAUGUGGCAAGGGCUAUAGUCAAAAUUCAAAUCUUUCACGGCAUCAGAAAAUUCAUACAGGAGAGAAACCUUACAAAUGUAAUGAAUGUGGCAAAGCUUUUUCUGAGUAUUCAAGCCUUACUCGACAUAAGCGAAUCCAUUCUGGAGAGAAACCUUAUAAAUGUAAUGAAUGUGGGAAAACCUUCAGAGGAAGCUCAAAUCUCACCCUUCAUCAAAGAAUUCAUUCUGGGCAGAGACCUUACAAAUGUAAUGAGUGUGACAAAUCCUUUAACUGCAUCUCACACCUCACUAGACACCAGAGAAUCCAUACUGGAGAGAAACCAUAUAAAUGUGAUGUGUGUGGCAAGGUCUGUAGUCAAUAUUCAAAUCUUGUAAUUCAUCAGAGAGUUCAUACAGGAGAGAAGCCUUACAAAUGUAAUGAGUGUGGCAAAGCCUUUAUGGAGGGUUCAAGCCUUACUCAACAUAAGAGAAUCCAUAGUGGAGAAAAGCCUUACAAAUGUAAAGAAUGUGGCAAAGCCUUUACCCAAUUUGCAAAACUUACUAGACAUCAGAGAAUCCAUACCAGAGAGAAACCAUAUAAAUGUAAUAUACGUGGCAAGGGCUGUAGUCAAAAUUUAAAUCUUGCACAGCAUCAGAAAAUUCAUAUGGGAGAGAAACCUUACAAAUGUAAUGAAUGUGGCAAAGCCUUUUCUGAGUAUUCAAGCCUUACUAGACAUAAACAAAUCCAUUCUGGAGAGAAACCUUAUAAAUGUAAUGAUUGUGGGAAAACUUUUAGAGGCAGCUCAAACCUCACCAAUCAUCAGAGAACUCAUUCUGGGCGGAGAUCUUACAAAUGUAAUGAGUGUGACAAAUCCUUCAACUGCAUCUCACACCUCACUAGACACCAGAGAAUCCAUACUGGAGAGAAACCAUAUAAAUGUGAUGUGUGUGGCAAGGUCUGUAGUCAAUAUUCAAAUCUUAUAAUUCAUCAGAGAGUUCAUACAGGAGAGAAACCUUACAAAUGUAAUGAGUGUGGCAAAGCCUUUAUGGAGGGUUCAAGCCUUACUCAACAUAAGAGAAUCCAUAGUGGAGAAAAGCCUUACAAAUGUAAAGAAUGUGGCAAAGCCUUUAGCCAGUCCUCUAACCUUGUCAUACAUCAGAUGAUUCAUACUGGAGAGAAGCCUUACAAAUGUAAUGAGUGUGGCAAAGCCUUUAAUGUGUGUUCAAGCCUUGUCCGGCAUCGAAGAAUCCAUACUGGAGAGAAGCCUUACAAAUGCAAUGAAUGUGGCAAGUCCUUUACUCAAUUUGCAAACCUUACUAGACAUGAGAAGAUGCAUACUGAAUAGAAACACUGUAAAUUCAAUACGUGUAGAAAUGCUAUUGUCCAAAAAUCAAGUACCGGGGAUCAUCAGAGAAUCUGUAGUGAAGAGAAACCUCACAAAUAUAAUGUUUAUAGUAACACCUUUAAUGUGUGUUCAAAACUUACUCAACAUCAAAGAAUCCAUGCUGAAUAGAAACCAUAUAAAAGUCAUGUAUUUGCAAA
Molecule: messenger RNA, 2917 nt
Organism: Leopardus geoffroyi (Geoffroy's cat)
Lineage: Eukaryota; Metazoa; Chordata; Mammalia; Carnivora; Felidae
Product: zinc finger protein 665-like
Exons: 4
Coding region: 237-2720 (827 amino acids)
Biological process (GO): regulation of DNA-templated transcription
Source: RefSeq, a predicted model, not a curated record